Naegleria gruberi is the source of this 1164-nucleotide messenger RNA. RefSeq lists its product as uncharacterized. The record is from RefSeq and is a predicted model, not a curated record. The transcript has a single exon. Bases 1 to 1164 code for a protein of 387 amino acids. Lineage: Eukaryota; Heterolobosea; Eutetramitea; Acrasida; Naegleriidae.
AUGAAACGCUCAAUUUCAUUCUAUGGUAAAAAACCAGUCAAGCAAAAUAAGAAAUUCGAUUUGACACAUUCACUUAAUAUUAUCUGCUAUGAAAGAAUUAAUAACAAAUUCAUGGAACAAAUAAUGGACAUCUUUGGGGAAUUUGCCACCAUUAAAAUAAGACCCCAAACUAGUAAUGUCAUUAAUCUUCAUUGCAAUAGUAAUGACAAUUAUAUUCUUUGCAAAGAUAUGCUUGAUAGUGUACACAAUGAUUUAAUAUUGAAAUUCUUCCCAUCACCUGCUGUAUUCGAGCAUAGCUUGUACGCUCUAACUCACUCUACACACAUAUAUUCACAACACAUUGAUAUGAUUAAAUCACUAAUCAAACACUCAGUUAAUAACGAUAAUACUAUACUUAUCUCCCAAAUGUAUACAAACCAAUCACAUGGUAAAUAUAUAAUUAGAGUUUCAUACGAAAACGAAGAUGUGUGCGAAGUUAUUAGAAAGAAGCUUAAUUUAACUAAUUACAAAUCUGUUGAACAAUUGCGUAAUGAAACUCCUACUAAUGUUUCAGAAUGUUUAUUUCCACCUACCUUUACAAACAAGGAAAUCAUCGAUGGUGUUACUCGUGCAUACGAACGCAUUAAAAAAGAUUUCAAUACUAACCAAUGCAUGAUAACUGAAUCCAAAAACAAAUCCAAUACCACUACCUUUAAAUUAUGUAAAGUCGUCCAUUCAAAUAUUGACGAAAUGAAUCUAUUUAUUGACAAGAAAAUUGUUCUCAAUACCAAACAAAACAUUACUGAUGGAACCAGUUACUGUUUCGUACCAUCUAUUAAACAAUUAGAUGAAAUAAUUGAAAGAAAACAAAAACAAUAUCCAUUUCUAACUAACUCUAAAUUACCGGAAGUAACUAAUCCUAUGAUCAAUCCUAUACAAUCUAACGAUAAUACCAGUUCAACCACUAAUUCUGUAGUUACUCCUACUAUUAAUACAACAACCAAUCUAUUUGAAACUAGACUAUCUAAUAUUGAAACUGAACUGCGUGAUUUUAAGAAAGCAUUAGCUGAUACAAUGGAACUUAUUGACAAAAUCUCCCAUUAUAUAAAUAAUAGUACUAAUAAUUCUAUUAUGCAAGAUGAUGAAGAAUCAAAAAGCUCAUCAUCUUGUACUCUUUCUAAAUGA